AAAAAUAAAUAAAGUAAACCUUUACUGCAUUUUGGAACUCCAACUUCUCCAGCGUGUCCGUCCGUUAGAAAUCAUAAAAAACAAUUUUUAUUACUUAUUAAUUAUACAUAAUUAUUUGAAAAGCUGUUUUUUGAGUUAGACAGUACAAGGCUCGUCAGGUUUCUUAUUGUAAUUUACGUAAGGUUUUGUUGUCACGAAGUAAUAUUUCCUUCCAGCUUUAUUUGAGCUAGAAAAACGAAACAUUUAAUCUUCAUUCUUACUGACAUUCAAUUUCUAAUUGAUUGAGUAUCUUUUAAGUACAAUACUCUGGCUAAAAUUCUUUACCACCCCGUAAUUGCUUUGCUUCAAUUCACCACUCACUCCAUUUUCGAGUUUUUCCGUUAUAGCACAGGGAAACGCUCUUCUUAUGAUCGAAACAUAUUCAGAUAGCUAAUUAUAUCUGAUAAAUUGUAGUUGAUGCUCAUAUCUAGUCUUGCAAGGUCAUCUGCGAGACUUGUGCAAUCUCACGGGCUUCGAUUAGUACCUGUAUUCAACUGUUCAUCAACUCUUUAUGGAAUAGGAGAAAGAAAUAAUUGUCGGCAAAUUUAUACCUUGAAUGGAACGCCUUUGGUUAGACAUGAAGGAAAUGAUCAAACUCGUCUUUCUACAGACCAAAUCUUUCGCGCGUUUCGCGUCCAGAAGCGUCUUUUAGAAUUAGGAGGAUGUUUUCGAUUAUAUUCGACUGAAAUCCCUUCAAAACCGCGUAUACCUCCUCCUCCUCCUCCUCCUUUAUUACCUUCUACCUCAUUGAAACCGCCAAGAAAACCUUUGCUUACCCGAUUUUUUUCUAGGAUAAAGAAUGUUCUUUUUAGACAAAACAAAUUUUUAACGCUUGAUAAUGUUACUGCUUUUUUCAGCUGGUGGCUCGUCAGUCAUCUUGUUUGGAUCAUCCUUGGAACGACUACUUUCUUUUCUAUAUUGUUGUACACACUUAAUUCAGUCUCGACUCAGGAAUAUUUUGGAAAAUGGAUUGGCCAAUUGAUGACAAAAAAUACUGGGUUUGAAGUUGUCUUUGAAAGCGCAAUCGUACCUAACUGGAGAAAAGGUUUAAUUACAUUUAACAAAAUUCAGGUUCGAAGACGACCGGAAGCUUCAUCAACAAGUUUAGAAAAGUCCUCAGAUAGGCCUGACUAUGAAGAAAAAUAUAUGGCGCUACGGCAAAAAUUUGAUUACGAAUCAUCACCUUCGGUGUCUGAAGAUCUUUCUGUGUUGAAGCAAGGAAACUAUACCCAAUUUGACUUGUCGAUAGACAAGGCUGAUGUUUCUUUCAGUUUUGCAAGGUUUCUGAAUGGAAAAGGAAUUGUUAAAGAGCUUGUCAUAAGCGGAGUUCGUGGUGUUGUUGAUCGACGAUUUGUUCAGUCGGAUCUUUCAAUAGAUCCUAGGUCAUAUAGAAGACAGCAUAAUUGGGGAGAUUUUGAAAUUGAACGCUUCAAACUAGAAGACUUGAGAGUUACGCUUUUGCAACCCGAUAAUUUUAGACCAUUUCCUGUUAGCGUAUUUUUCUGUGAACUUCCCAAGCUAAGGAAACAAUGGCUAUUUUAUGAUGUAAUGAAUGCCACAAAUUUGACAGGAAGUUUUGAUAACAGCAUGUUUACGGUACACAGAUUGCAGCUCAAACCUGCUUCGCCCUAUAUGAAACCGUAUGAACAAUCACCAGAUAUGCGACAUAGCAGACUUAGAAUUGAUAAUCUUGCUAUUGACCAUUUAAAUCGAGGGGUUUCCGGAGCCUUUGGGUGGAUUAACGAUGGAGCAGUUGACUUCUCAGUUAACAUAUCUUGUCCAUUAGAACAUGCUCAAAGUUCAUUGAAGCGUUACAUAAAUCAAGUUUUAGUGAAUGCUAAAUUGACAGAAAAGAAAGAAUAUCCAGUUCCAGAUGUAUAUUUUGAUGUGGAUGUUCAAUUGCAUAAUCCAAAAGCGGCUAUACCCAUUUUUACAAAUCAGAUGGGCUACGUGAAUAAUGCCUUACUUCGACCGAUCGUUGCUUACAUUAAUUCUACCCGUACCUUUAUUCCUAUUAUGUGCCAUUUAUCGAAACCGUUGUCAGACUUUGAUGGGAGCUGGACCUUUUAUGAUAGUGGUGUACUGCAAGAAAUAUCUUCGCAGGUAAGUAUGACCCUAUUUGGAUCUGUAAAAAGAAAAUUAUUUCCAAGAAGUCCAUAGGACAUUGUAGGUAUAUGAUUCAUUCGCAGAAGACGUGGUUAAUCAGGAGCUUCGAAGGAAAAGAAUUCGUAAAGUUGGGUAUUGGAGUUUACAAAGUAUCUUACGUCUCAUUCUAUUGUCAUUACAGGAGUUAGCUCCUACUCCAGCGCCAGUCUCACAGGCCAGUUAACAGUUAAACAUUACGGACAUUUUGAAGAUUAUAAUAAUGAAAAACACUGCAUUACAGGUACAUUAGGAAGAAUGUCAUCUGAAAGGAAAUAUGAAUUUUUUUUCUGUUUGUAAAAUAAAAAUCCUCUUCUAGUUUUUUGAUCAAUAAUAUUUAUUAAUCAUAUUCAUGAUGACCUUGGUUCCACUUGGAUUUUGAUAGAUAUACAAGCAUCAAUCGUCCAGCCUUUUUUUUGGGUUUAUAGAAUAUAGAAACGGAAUAAAGACAUUGAUACUAAGAAGGCAUCAUACAUUGAGUCAUGUAGUCUUGCGAUAAAGAAAUUGAAUUAAAGUGAGAAAAAUGAAGAAAUAAUACCUAUAACCAAUUACACUGUGUUAAUUUUAUGCUGAAGACUUUUGAAAGGCGAUUUCGGUUCGAUUUUUCUGGUUUUCCUCUCGCUUUCUGAUUAAAUCCUCUUGUGCCUCUCGUAGCGAUUUCGCAUAGGCUGAGUUGGGAAGACAUUGAGGUAUCCAAGUAGCGGAAGGCAUCAUGGAUGCCAUAGGAUUAGAUAUACCCGCAUACUCUUGCAGAGUAUCUAACAACUGAGGAUUUAAGAAAUUCUCAUUUUCCACAAGGCGAGCAUGGAAGUGCACAUUUUUCCUUUUCAAUUCUAAGAAUUGUUUUAUUUUUUUCUCCAAGAAGCUAUCACUAUCUCCUUUUGGUGACGAAGGGAAACGCCAAUUAUUCAUUUCUGAUGGUGCCCAUAAUGAUUCCUCAUUCUCUAUAUCCUGAGCUUCUUUCUCUUCGUCUGAUUCGUAAUUUACUAACGACAUGAUUCCUUGCUGAGGGAAAAUAAGUAUACAAUAUAUAUAUAUUAUUUCACCUGCUGAUCAUGAAUAGACAUAGUAUGCUAUCCUUUGGUGGAGUAGUUCUAUUCUACAGUCUAAAAGAUUCAGUCAAAGUCUAUGCUUUUUUUCCUUGUUAAGUAAUC
This is a messenger RNA of Schizosaccharomyces octosporus yFS286, 3335 nucleotides long. RefSeq names its product inner membrane protein Mdm31. Gene Ontology annotation, cellular component: mitochondrial inner membrane. The transcript has 2 exons. The coding region runs from base 457 to 2199 and encodes 580 amino acids. The record is from RefSeq and is a predicted model, not a curated record. Lineage: Eukaryota; Fungi; Ascomycota; Schizosaccharomycetes; Schizosaccharomycetales; Schizosaccharomycetaceae. Gene Ontology annotation, biological process: mitochondrion inheritance.